AUGAGAACUCCAAUUGAAGAAGUUUCUGCUCAUCUAAAAGAAUUCAACUACGAGGAUUGGAUUUCAGAGUUAUCUAAACUGACGGAAUGGGUCUACAGUUUUGGCAACCAGCAUUUCCCGUCAAGUAAACAACAGAGAAUCUCUGACAUCGAGCAUCAAGUUUGUUUGUGCAUCGAAGUUCUCGAAUCAGUUCCUCAAGAGAAGAGGGAAUUAAAUCAUGAACGUGCAAUAUUCGAGUAUCUAAAAGGAAGGUUUUAUAAUGCAAUUCCUGAUGUUUAUAAGGAGGAAGCAGAGCGUCAUCUCGUGAAUGCUACUCGAUUAAAUCCGCGUCUGCGUGAUGCUUGGCAUUGCCUCGGCAGUUGCUUUGUCAAGAAAGGGCAUAUCCAUAGAGCUAAAAGAUGCUAUCAGACUGUCCUUGAAAUGGUUAUAUUUCGCUGCUUCUUCAUUUCUGAAAAUCCAGCCAAGCACAUUGAACAAAGCAUCAAAUAUGCCCAAAGGAUGCUCGUUUUGGAUGACAAGGAUGGAAUUUGUUUAUCUUUGCCAAUUUGCUAA
Solanum tuberosum (potato) is the source of this 552-nucleotide messenger RNA. RefSeq names its product tetratricopeptide repeat protein 5-like. The coding region runs from base 1 to 552 and encodes 183 amino acids. Gene Ontology annotation, molecular function: protein binding. NCBI's taxonomy places the organism in Eukaryota, Viridiplantae, Streptophyta, Magnoliopsida, Solanales, Solanaceae. The record is from RefSeq and is a predicted model, not a curated record. The transcript is spliced from 5 exons.